UGCAGCGGCAGCGGCGAAGCGGGGUCCGCGAGCGGUCGGAGGAUCGGGCCCUUCGUCGCUCCCCGUGGAUGCCGAGCCGGGAGGGGGAUCGCUUGUGCCGCAUCCAGGCCCACGGGGUGAGCAAUGAACAAACUGCGGCAGAGCCUCCGGCGCAAGAAACCAGCCUACGUCCCGGAGGCAAGCCGGCCCCACCAGUGGCAAGCCGAUGAGGAGGCGGUGCGCAAGGGGCGCUGCAGUUUCCCAGUGCGGUACCUGGGAUACGUGGAAGUGGAGGAGUCCCGAGGGAUGCACGUGUGCGAAGAAGCGGUGAAGAAGUUGAAAGCGAGCGGCCGCAAAUCUGUGAAGUCCGUGCUUUGGGUCUCAGCGGAUGGGCUGCGCCUGGUGGACGACAAGACCAAGGACCUGAUCGUGGACCAGACCAUCGAGAAGGUUUCCUUCUGCGCCCCGGAUCGCAACUGUGAUAAGGCCUUUUCCUACAUCUGCCGGGACGGCACCACCCGCCGCUGGGUCUGCCACUGCUUCCUGGCCCUGAAGGACUCGGGGGAACGCCUGAGCCACGCUGUGGGCUGCGCCUUUGCCGCCUGCCUGGAGCGCAAGCAGAAGCGUGAGAAGGAAUGUGGGGUGACGGCCUCCUUCGAUGCCAGCCGCACCAGCUUUGUCCGGGAGGGCUCCUUCCGAUUGCCCGGCCCCCCGGCCUCUGCCUCCCGCCCCUCAGGAGCACGGCCCCCCCAGGACAGGAAAAAAGUCUCUAAGCAGCGGCCGCCCCCCUCGGCCCCUAUCCCGACCCCUGCCCAGCCCGGCAGCGCCUCUCCCCCUCAGGGGGCCACAUCCCCGGAGGAGAAGGCUGAGGCAGGGGGGGCACAUGCCAUCCCUCGCCGCCAUGCCCCCCUGGAGCAGCUGGUGCGGCAGGGCUCCUUCCGAGGGUUCCCCACCCUGAGCCAGAAAAACUCUCCCUUCAAGAGGCAGCUCUCCCUCCGCCUGAAUGAGCUGCCCUCCACCCUGCAGCGCAAGGGGCACUCGGAGAGCACAGUCUUAGAAGUGGACUCAGCUCCUGGCAGGGACUUGGAUGGCAUCUCUGCUCUCUGCACUCAGAUCGACGCCUCGCUUAACCAACCGGCUGGACAGCCCCCCACGGCCAUCAUGCCCACGGAAGGGGGCAGCACAGGACCCCCUUCCUCAUGGAAUGACCCACCUGCCAGCCCCCUGGUCCAGCCGGGGCACAAGCGGACACCGUCAGAGGCGGAGCGCUGGCUGGAAGAGGUCGCCAAGGCUGCCAAGGCGCAGCAGCAGCAGCAGGUGCCCCCAGCUGCCUCUGCCCCUCUGCCCAGCUUUCCUCUGAGCUAUGAGCCAGCCCCCCUCCCUGCAGGCAUCUUUGCAUCUCCCCACAUGCCACCCACCUUUGUGCCCAUGGGCACUGCCUACGUGUCAGCUGUGCCCUUCCCUGCCCUCACCAGUGUGCCCGUGGUGGGCAUCACACCUUCCCAAAUGGUGGCCAAUGCCUUCUGCUCUGCCACACAGGCUCCCCUCACAAAUUUGGGGGUCAAGGCCAGCCCCUUCCCUCAGGCCCUCCCAGCCCCCCCCCGGCUCAAAGCUAAUGGGACGGCCUGGCCCCCGGAGCGCAGCCAGCCGGGCGUGUCUGACCCCCACCCCGAGCCCGCCGACCCCUUUGAAGCCCAGUGGGCUGCUCUGGAGUCCAAGGCUCCCGCUGCUGCACCCAACCCUUUUUCUGGCGACCGGCAGAAAACCUUUGAAAUAGAAUUGUGAUCCAUAUUUAUAGGGUCCCCCAUCCUGCUUGGCCGGACUCUCCCAUUCAUGGGGUGGGGAGAGCUGGCUGGGGAGCAGCCUUAUGGAAAGCAGCCAGUGGGGGCUACGAGAACUGCCCCCAGACGAUGGCGGGGGAGCCAGGCAGGUGCAGCUGGUGUUUGAGCGCCAGGUGGGCCUGGUCUGGCCGGAUCAUGGUCUGCGGGCAGCACUGCGAAGGCAGGAAACCAGUUCCUUCUUCCUCCCAGUGCCGUGAAUGUGUGGCAGGCUGGAAAACAGGGUAAGCAAGAGGUGCUCCCGCCACAGCCCCAGGAGUCCUUGUCACAGUGAGGGCCACAGUAGUGCCUGCUGCCCUGGGCCCUUCCAGCUGUGCUCCCCCCCCCGUGCAGCAGCAGCAGCAGCGCAUCUUGGGCUUCUCCUUCCACACCUUCUUCAGUCCUCGCACAGCAGCGCGUCG
Candoia aspera is the source of this 2218-nucleotide messenger RNA. RefSeq names its product NUMB like endocytic adaptor protein (gene NUMBL). The transcript is spliced from 10 exons. Gene Ontology annotation, cellular component: cytoplasm. The record is from RefSeq and is a predicted model, not a curated record. Lineage: Eukaryota; Metazoa; Chordata; Lepidosauria; Squamata; Candoiidae. Gene Ontology annotation, biological process: positive regulation of neurogenesis. Bases 124 to 1764 code for a protein of 546 amino acids.